Messenger RNA from Coregonus clupeaformis (lake whitefish), 1536 nucleotides. Its product is annotated as coilin-like. Gene Ontology annotation, cellular component: Cajal body. Lineage: Eukaryota; Metazoa; Chordata; Actinopteri; Salmoniformes; Salmonidae. The transcript has 7 exons. The coding region runs from base 1 to 1476 and encodes 491 amino acids. Gene Ontology annotation, molecular function: U2 snRNA binding; U1 snRNA binding. The record is from RefSeq and is a predicted model, not a curated record. Gene Ontology annotation, biological process: spliceosomal snRNP assembly.
AUGGAAGUCCGUCCAACACAUCUCGCUGUCAACUCCAAGAAGAAGAGGAGGAGAGAUGCGGAGGAGGAGGAGCCCACACAGAACCAAGUGAUGAAGAGUGGAAAAAGAAGAAGAAGAAGAGACAGAACGAGGAGAGUCAGAGGCCGAUUCCAACCAGACUGCGGAAGUGUUGAAGAGAGGAGCAAAGAAGACAAGAAACAGAAGAAGAAAAAGGAGGAGAAGAUGGUGACCAAAACCACUGCCUCAUCCAGGACCCUCUCCCACCUCGUCCACAGGACCCUCUCCGACCAUAGCCAAAGGGGACAAAAACACCAAGAAGGCUCCAGCUGCCACAGCAGUAUCUCUGUUAACGGUAAAGCCACAGCAAAGACCCAGAAUGGGGAAACAGACUCAUGUUCUGAUUCCAGUGGCAGCAGUAGUGAGGAGGAAGCCCCAAGUAAAAAACCCCACACAGAAACGACCCCCAAAUCACCCUCUCUACCUCUACACACCCCCGUCGCAUCUAAAGCCACCCAAAGUCACCCUAUAGUCAAACCCCCAACCCCCAAUAAGAAACCACGCCCACCUCCCUCGUCAUCCGAUUCGGACUCAGACUCAUCGGAUGACGAGCUCUCUAGCAAAGCCACCACAGGCAAACCUCCGCGGUUAAAACCAAACUCCUCUAUCCAGCCUGCUGCCACUCCUCCUACUACCACAGGCUCCGACGCUGGUCCUAGGGACAAAACCACCCCCUCCGAGCCCAGACCCAGCCUCCCUUCCUCAGGUCCCAUGAACUCUGUAUCCCCUGGCCAGAGGCUAAAGCUCCAGGGCCAGGCUCAGUCCGCAGCACAGAAGGCCCCCAGGAGGCCCGAGAGCUCAGACUCUAGUGGUGGUAGUAGUAGUGAGGAGGAGGAGAUUCAGCUGGUUAUCAACGGCCAGGCCUGGGGAUGGGGAGGCCCCUCUAGUGGCAGCAGACCCCACCUGGAGAGGCGAGGCAGGAAGCCUAGGAGUGCAGAGAGGGGUGGGGAUCAUGCAGGGUUUUAUUUCAACUAUGAAGGUGGACAGCGACAGCAGAAUAAUCAUCAGCAGCUACCAUCGUACCAGAAUGACUCCCUGAUUAACAACUCUGUGGUGUUCCAGAACCCAUCAGAGAGUGUCACCAGGAGGGACUACAGUGAGAUGCCCCUCCUAGCUGCUCCCCCUCAGGUGGGACAGAAAAUCGCCUUCAAGCUGCUGGAGCUGACAGAGAACUACACACCAGAGGUGUCUGAGUAUAAAGAAGGGAAGAUCAUUCAUUUUGACCACAGCACAAAACAGAUUGAGCUAGAGCUGCUCUCUGCUUAUCAAGCUCCGGUGGAGCCGGGGAAGUUUGACCUGGUGUAUCAGAACGCUGACGGAUCAGAGAGUGUGGAGUACGCUGUGUCCCGUGGCUCCAGGGUGACUGAACGUUGGGACUCGCUGCUGGAGCCCAGGCUGGUUGUGGGGAAUUUGGGCUGAGGAACAAGAUGGACGUUCUUGGUCGACUUGGCCCAGGAAUUUCUAACACACCGGCCCAUU